UGAUAAGAAGACAUUGAGAUAAUGAAAGUUACUGGAAUAUCAAUUACUUGUGUUUCACUUUUCAUAGGAGUAGCUCUUAGCGCUGACAUUAGGUGCUACACGUGCUCCCACGCUCCCGCUGGAGCCAACUCACCCGGGUUUGAAUGCAUAAACAACCCUGAAAAGUAUACGCUGGGUCCUAACACCGGCAUAUGCAAUCUUCCUUGCUCAGUUACUAACCAGUCGAUAAACGGACAAUUAUGGUACGUAACAAGAGGGUGCCAAAUGGAACCCCCGGGUGAUUCAACGACGAAUGGGGUAGACAAAACGGUAACAAUAUGCAACAAGGAACUGUGCAACGAUCGACCUGUUGGCAACAAACCGAUUAAUACCACACCAGCUGGUACUACCACUACCACUACUGAACCGCCUGGAACUAUAUGGUGUUACUCAUGUGUCUACUCCUACAACGGCCCAGGCUCGGACGACAGGUGCGUUAGGGCACCCAAUCAAGUUCCUUCACCCAACUUAGUUCGAUGUCCUCCUUCUAGAAAGUGCUCUACUUAUAGGCAGUAUGAUAAAGGCGAGAAAGUGGUCAGGAGCUUCCGGCGCGGGUGUGACCCGGUCACGUGGCAGGGAUGUACCGAUGAUAUCUAUUUCAAAACGUGCCAACAGUUCUGCCAGGGCGACUACUGCAACAAUGGCGAUUUGUCGUAAACAAGGAAAGAAUAACAAAUAAGGAAAGCCGACAAGGAAAGAAUAACAAAUGUGGAAAUAUAAUAAUAAAUUCUAUUUAGAGAUAAACUUCU
Molecule: messenger RNA, 788 nt
Organism: Helobdella robusta
Lineage: Eukaryota; Metazoa; Annelida; Clitellata; Rhynchobdellida; Glossiphoniidae
Exons: 5
Coding region: 22-696 (224 amino acids)
Source: RefSeq, a predicted model, not a curated record